CCCCUCCAAACGCGCGUUCAAGUGUGACGGCGUCCGUGCUGCGUCAGUUGCGCGCCUCCACGCUCCCGAUGCUCUCCUUUCCCCGACAGCCAGAAGAUAGAUGUUUCGAUUUCAGUCCCUGGAUGACGACUGUACAUUGGAGGAGGAAGAUGAUGGACUGAUUGAGGAGGAAGAUGAAAUCGACCAGUUUAAUGAUGACACCUUUGGAGCCGGGGCCAUCGAUGACGACUGGCAGGAAGAGCACAAACGCCUGGCGGAGCUCGAUGAGCGGGACGGGUUAGGAGUCGGGCCGGGAUUAGGAGGAGGAGAGGAUGCCUCGUCCUCACUCGGUCUGCCUUCGUCUUCUGUUCAGCUCUCCUCGUCUUCCUCUGGGCUGCCAACACAAGAUGUGGACGAACGAUCGGGGGGAAGCGACUUGGCCGAGUCUCUGGCUCGGUUCAUUCUGGACGCCGACCCGGCAAUCGCUGGGGUCGGGGCAGCAGAGAGGCCCGCUCCCUCUCCCGGCUCUGCGGGGUCGGUUCUGUCUGCCCUGCGAGGACUGGAUCAGUCCAGAGUCCUGCAGCAGCCCUCCUCCAUGGCUCCAAAGCAACCCCCCCAGCACCAGCUUCCCCAAGGAGGCUCAGGUGAGGGGAGGUCGCCUGUCUUAGCCUUCCUCCCCCCUCCAUGCUCAGCUAUCAGCAGCAGCAGCACCUGCUGCUCCGAGACAUUACUGUGUCUUUCGUUUGGUGAUUUCGUCAUCAGCCUGCGGACGAUAACAGAUAUUAAACCUGUGGCUAAAAGUGAUGCUGAGCUCUCAGACAGCAGCUCUCUGACGCGCUGCAAAUGUCUGCAGCUACAGGUUUCCUUCUGUUCGCUUCAUCUUCCUCCUCCUCAGGAAGGCUCCUUGAUGUCAAUAAUCAAAGAGGCGGGGCUUCCUAAGCGUCCUCCUCAGGGGCGGGCCGAUGAAGGGCACGACCUGUCAGAGAGGGCUCCGCCUCCUCGUUCCUCUUCUCCUGUGAUUGGCUCUCCGCCGGUGAGGGCGGUGCCUAUUGGGACCCCACCCAAGCACCCUAUGAGCCUGAACCAUCAGAUCCACCAUCCCACGGCGGUUCAUGUGAGAGCCCCGAUCCAGCACCGAUACCCCGCCCCUUUCCCUGAGCGCCUGUCCCCCAACACGCUCCUCAACAUAGCUAACUCUCCGUUGUGUCGCGGUCCGUUUCCUCCCAGAGUCGGCCCGGUUCUGUCUCAGCUCCAGCGAGCGCAGCUGCUUAAUUCUCAGGUGGCAGGCUUUCCUCGCGGUGGCCCCGGUCCUCCUCUGUUAGCUGGUGGAGGUUUCAGGCCUUUCUUUGGGGGGCCCCCGCCGCCUCACGGCCACAGGAUGGGUCCCCCGCCGCCUCACGGCCCCCACAACCACACACCUCCCAUCAGGCACAACACGACGCACCUCCACCCACAGCACCGCCGCUUGCUAACGCAGCGCAUGCAGAGCAGAGGAGGUGACCGAGGCAGGACGGGCCUGGACCGGCGCAGCAGAGACCCCUACAGUAACCUGAUGAGUCAGAAGGAGAAGGAGUGGGUCACUAAGAUCCAGAUGAUGCAGCUGCAGAGCACCGACCCUUACCUGGACGACUAUUACUACCAGAACUACUAUGAAAAGAUGGAGAAACGCCAGGAGAGGGAGCGAGACAGCAGCAGCAAGAAGGAACAUGCCACCAAGCUGAUUACUCCGCAGGUCGCCAAGGUGGAACACACCUACAGGCCAGUUCAGUUUGCAGGAUCUCUAGGGAAGCUUACAGUGUCCAGCGUGAACAACCCGCGAAAGAUGAUCGACGCUGUGGUGACGACUCGCUCCGACGACGAGGAGAAGAGAGAGAAGCAGGUUUGGAACAAGAGGCGUCAGAUCCUCUACACCGUGGAGAAGAUGUACAGUUUGCUACUGGAGGUCCAAGACUUCGAGAAACGUUUUGUUCAGACUCCAGAGGAGGAGAGGGAGGCCCUGCUGGAGCAGCAUAAGACAAACACGGAGCAGCUGUGCAGCUCCCUGCAGGAGAAGGAGUGGGAAGACAGAGUGAGUGAUGAGCAGUGCGUGAUGAUCAUGUCAGUGAGGAAGGGCAAGCGGCUCAUCGCCAGGCUCCUCCCCUUCCUGCCCGCAUCCCAGGGUGCUGCCGUUGUCAUGGUGAUUGCUCGCAACCUCCCUGCCUUGGCGAAGAAGGACAAGCAGGACCAGGUGUUAUGCUGCUUGGUGGAGCCGGUCUCUGCAGUCAUUCAGUCGCUGUCCAGCUCCGCCCUCACAGACCUGCUACAGGAGCUUCAAGGUGGCGAUGGUCAGCUGGCCGGCGUUCUGCAAAACAAGGUAAACCAUCAGCAGACUGUAGCUGGUUGGUUGAUCAGUCAGCCGGGGAGAACGUGUGUGAGAUCACCUGCUAAGGAGGAAUCGCUUCUUUUCCUGAUGCUAGAAAUGUCUUUCGUCCACCUGAUCCUAAGCCGUUGUCACACCUUAACGCUGAAGUACGCUGAACGUGAACGACAACUCAAAAAAAAAAAAAAAAAAUCGGAUUUCGCAAAAAAAUCGGAAUUGAGCAUCAAGGCCUGCAGUGUGAACGUAGCCAAUGGUUUCCUCCCAUUCGUCACCCUGCGGGUUUCUGUUGACAUGAAUCUGUCUUCUUUCAGGACAGAGUUGGUGUUUUCAGUGACGAGGGAGCUGCUCGGCGUCCCGUCUUCGUCCCUCUCCCCUCCCCUCUUCACUCCUCCCAACCUGCUCUCUCUGUUCUCACGCUACGUGGAUCGGCAGCGGCUGGAGCUGUUACAAGACAAGCUACAGUGA
This is a messenger RNA of Cyprinodon variegatus (sheepshead minnow), 2803 nucleotides long. It is a transcript of the gene patl1, whose product is annotated as protein associated with topoisomerase II homolog 1 (yeast). The record is from RefSeq and is a predicted model, not a curated record. The transcript has 19 exons. Gene Ontology annotation, cellular component: P-body. Gene Ontology annotation, biological process: P-body assembly; deadenylation-dependent decapping of nuclear-transcribed mRNA. Bases 101 to 2803 code for a protein of 900 amino acids. Lineage: Eukaryota; Metazoa; Chordata; Actinopteri; Cyprinodontiformes; Cyprinodontidae. Gene Ontology annotation, molecular function: RNA binding.